AUGAGUAACAGCUACUACUCCGAUUCGGAUGACCUUGACAUACGAGUCUCGAGGCGUCGGGCACCGUCGCCUUCACAGGUUCACUAUGUUGAAGCGAGAUCGAGACCCAGUAGGAACUAUUACCCGUCAGCAGGUCAACAGCCUAGCUUCUUGGCUCCUGAGCGCACAGUCAUAACCACUCGCACUCGGUCAAGAGAGCGUUCCCGUGAGCGCCAUUCCACUCCACCGGGUCCCGCUCCGGCUUCCAUCUCCGCUCCGGCCCCGGCUCCUGUAAUUAUCAACAACCGUAUUUACAACGAACAUUCUUCCGAUGAUGAGGACGACCGCCACAUGCAGGUCUACCACAGCCGUCACCGUUCUCACUCCCGUGGUCACUCAUCUCAUUCCCGCUCACCUUCAUCCUCUUACAUGACCCGGGAGGAUUAUGAGGCAGAACGGGCUCGACAAGAGCUGGCGGAACUCAGAAUCAGUCAGGCUCGUGAGAAAGAGGAACGCCGGGUUCAAAAGGAGUUCCGGGAGGAAGCUGAGCUCCAACGUGCCAAGCGCGAUCUCGAAGAUAUCCGAACCCGGGAGGCUCGCGCUGCUGAAGAACAGCGCUUCAAGACCAAGAUCGAGCUGGAAAAGUACCAAGAGGACAUGCGGAAGGCAGACUUAUCCAAGAAGCGAGAAAAGGAAGCUGCCGAUGCCGUAGAACGCUACAAGAGAAAGGAGGCAGAUCGACUUACGCAAGAGAAGAAGGAAAAGGAACAGCGUGAAAAGGAAUUUCAGCAAAGGCUCAAGGAAGAGCGUCAAAAGGAGCUGGACAAGCUAGCCAGGGAGAAGAAGGAGAAGGAGGAGCGCGAGAAGGAGUACCAAAGACGUCUCCAGGAGGACCUACGUAAAUCAGGUCUUGACGACAAGGCUAUUGCUGCCAUCCUCAAGAAGGAGAAGAUUCCGGAGCCACCGCGACAAAGACCAGCCCAGCAUGAAAACGCGCUCGUUGCUGGGAAUCGCCCAACCUACACGCGUAUGGCACGGAAGCAUCUUUCGAUUGAAACCUUGCGAACAUAUCAGGUUGAAUGGGAAAUGGAUGUUGAUCCUGAUUACGUGCUCAUCAGACGAUGGGUGCCGGAAUGGGAGCAAGAUACCCUUUGGAGACACACCAGGUCGAUUCGUGAGAAGCGCUCAUCCAAGCUCGUACUUGAGAUCGAAGACAAGAAGUCGCACCGCCACGAACCAGAGUUCGAAUGGGUCAGAAAGAAGAGUGACCGGAAGAGAAGCAAGUCACCCGCGCUCCUCAUGUACCUUGCGGGAGCGAAACCGGCAUGA
Messenger RNA from Colletotrichum abscissum, 1308 nucleotides. RefSeq lists its product as uncharacterized. The coding region runs from base 1 to 1308 and encodes 435 amino acids. NCBI's taxonomy places the organism in Eukaryota, Fungi, Ascomycota, Sordariomycetes, Glomerellales, Glomerellaceae. The record is from RefSeq and is a predicted model, not a curated record. The transcript is spliced from 2 exons.